This is a messenger RNA of Gaeumannomyces tritici R3-111a-1, 868 nucleotides long. RefSeq lists its product as hypothetical. The record is from RefSeq and is a predicted model, not a curated record. NCBI's taxonomy places the organism in Eukaryota, Fungi, Ascomycota, Sordariomycetes, Magnaporthales, Magnaporthaceae. The coding region runs from base 95 to 583 and encodes 162 amino acids. The transcript has 3 exons.
AGCAGGUCGGAACCGUUGCAAGCAGAGGACCAGCUUCCCUUCGGCUCCUUUGAUAGCCAAUGCACCCUUGAUAACAGCCCAACACACAUCCAGCAUGGCCCGCUUGAGCCCGUACCUCCUCUACGCCGCCGUAGCGGCCAGCUCCACUACGGCCGCCGUCAUGCCCGACGGCACCACCGAGCCGCCGCCCGUGGUCCAGGCCGCGCCGGGGAUUGAGUCGGUGCCCAACACCGCCACCACGGUGCAGUCCGUGCCGGCGCGCCCACCCCACGGGUACGCCGCCGAGGAGAUGCAGAAGCGCGCCAUCACGCAGAUCCAGUUCUGGAAGGAGAGAAACUUUAGGGGCCAGUAUGCCAUCACGACGUUGGACCCGAAAGUCUGCUACACGUUUGGAGGCCCCAGCUGGACGCAGUGGGACAAGGCCAUCGUGGCGGUCAACAUUGCGAGCAACGGCCCGUGCCGGUUUUACGAGGGUCACUAUUGCGACGUCAACUCGCUCGGUCCGAUUGAGUACGGGCGCCCAAUCGAGGACCUCGGCGUCUACGGCUGGGCGAGGAGGGCCAGCUCCAUCAGGUGCGAUUGAGCCAGGGACCCAAAGCGAACCGAGUUAAAAGGGCGGCUUGCGCGCGGGACAUGGGCGACAUCACGCGGGCCGGAGAGGGGCCGGCAGGAUACACGAGUUUUGCGAGGCACUGUUCCGUUGAUAUAGAUUUGCCACAGAAACUUUCCACAAUACCAACACCAAACAGAAAAAGAUCCAAUAGCGCUGCCAUCCGACGUUGUUCGCCAACUCCGUCAUGAAAUACAGCGAUUAAAUCUUCCACAUCUACCGGCAGCCAUCGUCAUUUAACGGUGGUUCGACUUGGGC